Messenger RNA from Glycine soja, 912 nucleotides. Its product is annotated as cell wall / vacuolar inhibitor of fructosidase 2-like. NCBI's taxonomy places the organism in Eukaryota, Viridiplantae, Streptophyta, Magnoliopsida, Fabales, Fabaceae. The transcript has a single exon. Bases 203 to 742 code for a protein of 179 amino acids. Gene Ontology annotation, molecular function: enzyme inhibitor activity. The record is from RefSeq and is a predicted model, not a curated record.
AUUGCCCCACUUUUUCUUUUUUUAUAGUUAGGAAUUGAAUACAGUUUCAGGAGAUUUAUAACAUUCAUACAUCCUACUCAAUCAACUGAUUAGACCUUGCUAUUGCCCACAUUUUCUAUAUACUUUUGAAUUGUCUUCUCCCUUUUCACCCCCUCUCCCCUCAAAAAAUCUAAAGACACAAAACACCCUCCUAUACUCUAUAAUGGUUUCUUCUAAGAUCUUCUUCCUUUUUCUCCUCUUUCUAGCACACCUUCAUCAACAUGCAUCUGUGGAAGGAGAUUCCAGUUUGAUAAAGAGAACUUGCAAGAACACCAAGUACUACAAUCUAUGCUUCUCUUCCCUCAAAUCUGAUCCAAGCAGUCCAAACGCAGAUCCUAAGGGCCUAGCUGUGAUCAUGAUUGGAAUAGGAAUGACCAAUGCCACUUCCACAUCCUCCUACUUGUCUUCAAAGUUGCCUACCCCCUCCAACAACACAACCUGGAAAAGGGUCCUCAAGGAGUGUGCUGAUAAGUACUCCUAUGCUGGUGAUGCCCUCCAAGAUUCGGUGCAGGAUUUGGCUAAUGAGGCUUAUGACUAUGCUUACAUGCACAUCACUGCCGCCAAAGAUUACCCAAAUGCUUGCCACAACGCUUUCAAACGGUACCCUGGUUUGGUUUAUCCUCGUGAUCUUGCUCGUAGAGAAGAUGGUUUGAAGCAUAUAUGCGAUGUGGCAAUGGGGAUUAUAGAUAAUCUUGAUUGGUAGGUGCAUGCAUUUGAGUAUAUAGCUUCCAGUUUGUUAUGCAAACCAUGUUAUAUCUCUGGUGUUAUGUUUGGCUACCUUGUAUCUUGUUAAUUAUGUUCUUGGUAUAAUAUAUUGGACAUAAAUGUUUUAGUCUUUUUGAAUUUAAAUAACGAGCUUAAGGUAUUUAUUUA